Messenger RNA from Penicillium taxi, 216 nucleotides. RefSeq names its product class II aminotransferase/8-amino-7-oxononanoate synthase. The coding region runs from base 1 to 216 and encodes 71 amino acids. The transcript is spliced from 2 exons. Lineage: Eukaryota; Fungi; Ascomycota; Eurotiomycetes; Eurotiales; Aspergillaceae. The record is from RefSeq and is a predicted model, not a curated record.
AUGGACGGAGAUGUUGCCCCGGUGGAAGAUCUGCUUAAAGCUGCGAAAGAUGUCCUUCUCCUCGGAAACUUUCAGUUCUUCAUUGAUGAAGCGUAUAGCACUGGGUUAAUAGGACCUCAAAGCAGAGGCCUUAUCUAUGAAUUAGAAUUGGAGGAGAGCUUUGCUAUCCGGCUGCAUCCCUUUAGCAAGGCACUAGGAUCUUAUAGAGUUAGCUAA